Eruca vesicaria subsp. sativa (arugula) is the source of this 1035-nucleotide messenger RNA. NCBI's taxonomy places the organism in Eukaryota, Viridiplantae, Streptophyta, Magnoliopsida, Brassicales, Brassicaceae. The record is from the annotation of a GenBank genome assembly.
AUGGCACCAUCUAUCAAAGAAAUCUUCUCCAAAGAAAAUUUCAAGAAAAACAAGAAACUUGUUUUACUAUCCGCCGCCGUAUCUCUGCUCCUCGUGGCUGCCGUCGCCGGAAUAUCCGUCGGAGCUUCAAAAGCCAACGAGGAGAGAAAACGACCUCUAUCACCGUCCUCUCACGCCGUGCUAAGAUCAGCUUGCAGCUCAACACUUUACUAUGACCUCUGCGUCUCCGCCGUGGCCACGUCCGGCGGCGUCAAACUUACGUCGCAGAAAGACGUCAUUGAGGCCUCGCUUAACCUAACGACAACCGCCGUGGAGCACAAUUACUUCACCGUCAAGAAACUGAUCAAGAAUAGGAAAGGACUGACUCCACGUGAGAAGACGGCACUUCAUGACUGUUUGGAGACUAUUGAUGAGACUCUUGAUGAGCUUCAUGAGACACUGGAAGAUCUCAAAAUGUAUCCUAACAAGAAAACUCUAAGGGAACACGCCGGUGAUCUCAAAACCCUAAUAAGCUCUGCCAUUACCAACCAGGAGACUUGUCUCGAUGGAUUCUCUCAUGAUGAUGCUGACAAGAAAGUUCGUAAGGUCUUGUUGAAGGGUCAGGUACACGUUGCGCACAUGUGCAGCAACGCACUAGCAAUGAUCAAGAACAUGACUGAUACCUACAUAGCCAAUUUCGAGCUGAAAGCUAAAUCCUUCUCAAACAACCGUAAACUCAAGGAGGAGGAUACUACAAUGGCCGUAGAUAUUGCCGGUGCCGGAGAAGUAGACGCAGAGGGCUGGCCUAGUUGGUUAUCCGUGGGAGAUAGGAGACUUCUUCAAGGGUCUAGAGUGAGAGCCGAUGCUACUGUGGCGGCUAACGGUAGCGGUAAAUUCAAGACUAUUGCGGCUGCGGUUGCGGCUGCUCCGGAUAAUAGUAAUAGGAGGUAUGUGAUACAUAUAAAAGCUGGUGUUUAUAGAGAGAAUGUGGACGUGUCGACAGGGGCGGAGCUAGAACUUACUUCUAUCCGGGGCAAAACUAUUAAACACUACUAA